AUGACACCUUCGAGCGUAGCGCAGCGGACGCUGCUCCCGCUGAAUACAACUCUGCUACCUUUUUUGUACCAGACGAGGACCAUACUGGGCCGCGGUCCGCGCCGGUCGUUCGCUCGAACAGAUACCCAGAUCAGGUGCCUCAAUGCCGCCAGCGAAAUUGCCAGUCGGCGGAAUCCUUCCCAUGGCGAUGAACGCGCCGACACCGGAUACGCGAGCGAUGUUCCCUUUGAAUCGGAGCAAGAAGAGUCUUUCCACCAGCAGCGCAACGCGACAAUUACGGAGAGAGAGCGACGAACCUUUGAAAACCUCUUCAAAAAAUACAAUGCGACGAAACCCGUCUACGGAGAAGGGAAAGGCGACGUCAAUGACGAUUUGACCGAUGAUACUUUGGAAUCCAUCCUCGAUCAAGCUAUAGCUGGUAUGGAGCCAGGCGACACUGGCCCCGUAUCCUCGUCUGGCAUGACUCCUCUGGCACGGCGAGAGCUCAUGAAAAAAAGGGCCAUCCACCAUGAAGAGGAAGACACGCUGCUCAGGAAGGCGCAGAGGAGGGAGCAAUUUGAACGCAUCGAACAACUGAUGAAAGCGGCGAAGAGUGAUGUUGAACUGUGGAAUGUUUUGGAAACGGAGGUCCUCUCUGUCAUCCGGCGCCUGGACUUGGAUGCCCCGCGACCUCCUCGCGGCCAGAGCGAGGAGACGGAGCGAGAUGAACAAACGGAGUCCCAGGGAAAAGCGGACCCUUCGUCCGAGUUGGAGAUCAUCGGACCCAACUACCCGUCUCUCAUGCUCGUCGCAAUGCGGCAACUCCGCGUGGACUUUCCAGGAUCUACCCUGGGGCUCGCUCUACUUCCCGCGAUCAAAAACCUGGGCAGAGGGUCUUACGCCCUGGGUGCGAGUACAGAGCUCUACAAUGAAUUGCUCGCCAUGACAUGGCUUACGUAUUCCGACUUUCAAGGUCUCGAUGACUUACUGCAAGAAAUGGAGAAUGGGGGAAUCGACUUCGAUGCAAAUACGCUCGAUCUCCUGGAUUCCAUCAAAAGGAACGCCUUGGAUGCGCGGUCGCGGCGUCUUGGAGAUGGCGCAAGCGCGAUAUUAGAGAUGGACCGCUUUAAGCGCGGCAUCAAGAGGUUGCAACGGUGGAGAGAUGCAAUCAGACUGCGGAUGGAGGCCGAGGCGAUACGUCAGGCCAAGGAGCGCGAGUUGCAGUUGUAG
This is a messenger RNA of Lasiodiplodia theobromae, 1209 nucleotides long. RefSeq lists its product as uncharacterized. The transcript has a single exon. The coding region runs from base 1 to 1209 and encodes 402 amino acids. The record is from RefSeq and is a predicted model, not a curated record. Lineage: Eukaryota; Fungi; Ascomycota; Dothideomycetes; Botryosphaeriales; Botryosphaeriaceae. Gene Ontology annotation, cellular component: mitochondrion.